AUGAAACAGCCAAAUGUUCUCCGUAAAAUGGGUUUGAUUGUGGCUGUGGACUCAAAAUAUGGUAUCGGGAAAAAUGGCGCUUUACCGUGGAUAUUAAGAAAGGACAUGAAGUUCUUCGUUGAAAACACAUCGAAAACAUCGGAUCCCUCAAAGGUUUUUAUGUCUUUCUUCUUCAAGGUAAACGCAGUUAUCAUGGGUCGUAAGUGUUGGGAGAGCAUCCCAAAAAAGUUCCGUCCAUUGAAAAAUCGGCUAAAUGUGGUGAUUACGCGGACGUUACCGGAGUACAGAGACGAUAACCUUAUUGUUAGUAGUAACUUUGACGAGGUUGUGAAGGAGUUGAUUGCUGGUCCGCUAUCCGAGAAGGUGGAGAAGGUGUGGAAUAUUGGAGGCGGAGAAAUUUAUAAGAUGGCCCUGGAGAAGGACUAUGUGAAUGAACUAAUUGUUACUAAAAUACAAAAAGAUUUUGAUGCCGACAUCUUCCUCACCGGUGUCGCUUGGGAUCACUUUCAAGAAGUCGAGUCUGCGCGCUCCGAAAUGCCAAAUAAUCGCCGCAAGAAGAGUGGCGGUUUGAGUGCUCGUCGGGACUCUGCCACACAAAAAGAGUCAAGUACUGCGGGUGCCAUACCUGAACCUCCUCCUCCCCCUGUUGAAGACCGAGCGCCGUCCGUGAAUGGAAUAGCCAACGGUGAUGAUGCUCAGCCUCCAAUGAAUGGAUGCGUUGCACGCACUUCUGUUCUCAACGGAAGCUUAGCUGCGAGUUCGCAAACAGAGAGUAGUGAUGUGGAGUCACUCUCAUCGGAUUCAUCGAGACGUAAUACGAUGUCAUCCUCUGGUGGAGAUCGCGAUGCUGCUCAUAGUCGAUGCAAAAGUAAUCAAGUCAUCAAAAGAGAGCUUAUACGUGAUAUGUCACAGUCGUAUUCUCUCGCAUCCCAAGUUGACUAUGGCAGUGAUGAAUGCGGUGUACGCACACCAGAGGACACCUAUCCUUGCUGUUCUUCAUCCGAAGCAGUAGGAGGUGGUGCAUCUGAAGGCUACACUUCCGUAAGCGGUGCUGCGUCACAAACAGAGUCUUCAAGCGGAAAUGGCGACGGGUUACUAAAUGUGCUAUCUAUGUCAUCAUGGGAUCGCGUGGAUACCAUUUGUGAAUUGGUUUCAUUUUUAAACGUGUAUGAGCUACGUUUAUUGGGAGCGUGCGUUGAGGGAGCAGCUCGACCAGCAUCAUCGACACCGACGAUGCGACAACACGAAACUCGAUCGAACUGUCCUCAGUUUAUCAGCACGAUGGCCACUGAGAUGAGUCAAGUACCAUAUGCACUGAAAGUGGAAGCUGCAUAUAACGUUGUCUGUUUAUUGAAUUCGGCGAAUCGUCAAGGAGCUCAUGCUUUGAUCCGUUUGGUGGAUCAUCUGAUGACGAUAAGAGAAUUGGAGUUGGAACUGUUGUCAAGCGAUGAGGCCCGCAAGGAUGUGUUGAUUAAUCUCGGGAAACUUGGUGAUUGCUUCUUUUUUUCAUUUUUAAACCCAGAUUCCUAG
This is a messenger RNA of Cooperia oncophora, 1530 nucleotides long. NCBI's taxonomy places the organism in Eukaryota, Metazoa, Nematoda, Chromadorea, Rhabditida, Trichostrongylidae. The record is from the annotation of a GenBank genome assembly.